AUGAAGUUCUCUAGUUGCCUAGCCAUUACACAGAACCUCUGCCAACCCUCUCUUACUUUGAGCAACACCAACAACAGCCACAUCGUUUCAUGUCAAAAUCGUUUCACUUUUAAGGAGAGGAGUUCAGGUUUCACUCUGAGCACCACGUUUUGGCCAAACAAUACUCAAUAUUUAGCGCACCAAAUAAAGGAUAGUAGAGGGAGCUUUGUGGUGGAAUGUGGAAGUUGGAGUUUGGUGAGAGAGUUGGAGAAAGAGUUGGAAGCUGAGAUGAAGACAGAAGAAUGUAAAGAGAAUGGAAUGGGAAGGUAUAAGCACAAAUGUAGAGAAGGGAAAGGGGUGGUGGAUAUGCUGGAGUGUUUGGAGAAGGAAGCUAUCAUGGGUGAAGAUGUGGGAAAAGACCCUAUGGAUUAUAACCGUAGGGCUCACAUAUUUGAUAGAAGCUCUAGAAUCUUCCAAGCUCUUAAAGAACUCAACGAUACAACCCAGUGA
Molecule: messenger RNA, 489 nt
Organism: Sphenostylis stenocarpa
Lineage: Eukaryota; Viridiplantae; Streptophyta; Magnoliopsida; Fabales; Fabaceae
Source: the annotation of a GenBank genome assembly